AUGGGUGUGGGAGAGUCAGGGGUCUUGCUGGUGAGCGCGUGCCAGGAGCUAUUUUUCAGUACCACUGGUUUUGAGCAGUCUGAUGAGGAUGUGCUUUGGUGUAUUGAUGUAUCUGAUGAGGAUGUGCUUUGGUGUAUUGAGGUGUCUGAUGAGGAUGUGCUUUGGUGUACUGAGGUGUCUGAUGAGGAUGUGCUUUGGUGUAUUGAGGUGUAUGAUGAGGAUGUGCUUUGGUGUAUUGAGGAGUCUGAUGAGGAUGUGCUUUGGUGUAUUGAGGUGUCUGAUGAGGAUGUGCUUUGGUGUAUUGAGGUGUCUGAUGAGGAUGUGCUUUGGUGUAUUGAGGAGUCUGAUGAGGAUGUGCUUUGGUGUAUUGAUGUGUCUGAUGAGGAUGUGCUUUGGUGUAUUGAGUGUGAUGAGGAUGUGCUUUGGUGUAUUGAGGUGUCUGAUGAGGGUGUGCUUUGGUGUAUUGAUGAGGAUGUGCUUUGGUGUAUUGAGUCUGAUGAGGAUGUGCUUUGGUGUAUUGAGGUGUCUGAUGAGGAUGUGCUUUAGUGUAUUGAGGAGUCUGAUGAGGGUGUGCUUUGGUGUAUUGAGGUGUCUGAUGAGGGUGUGCUUUGGUGUAUUGAUGAGGAUGUGCUUUGGUGUAUUGAGGUGUCUGAUGAGGAUGUGCUUUGGUGUAUUGAGUCUGAUGAGGAUGUGCUUUGGUGUAUUGAGGUGUCUGAUGAGGAUGUGCUUUGGUGUAUUGAGGAGUCUGAUGAGGAUGUGCUUUGGUGUAUUGAUGAGGAUGUGCUUUGGUCUAUUGAGGUGUCUGAUGAGGAUGUGCUUUGGUGUAUUGAGGUGUCUGAUGAGGGUGUGCUUUGGUGUAUUGAUGAGGAUGUGCUUUGGUGUAUUGAGGUGUCUGAUGAGGAUGUGCUUUGGUGUAUUGAGGUGUCUGAUGAGGAUGUGCUUUGGUGUAUUGAGGUAUCUGAUGAGGAUGUGCUUUGGUGUACACGUACAGUAUGUAGCCUUUGAGGUUGGCUUCUUUCAUAUUCACCGAAGGCUUCGCCAUGUCUUUUCGUGGCUUGAUGGCUCAUUUCUUUUUAGCGCUGGAUGAUACUCCAUCCUGGGCGUGUGCUGCAGCUUGUUUAUCUACGUACCUAUUGAAGGACAUCUUAGUAGCUUCCAAGCUUCGGCAGUUACGCGUAAAGACAUCUUAGCAGCUUCCAAGCUUUGGCAGUUACACAUAAAGACAUCUUAGCAGCUUCCAAGCUUCAGCAGUUACUCAUAAAGCUGCUGUAAACACCCAUGUGCAGGUUUUUGUUUUGACACAACUUUUCAGCCCAUUUGGAUGAAUAAAGAAACCUGAUUGCCGGACCGUGUGAUGAGACCGUGUUUAGUGAGAAGCUGCCGUUUCACUCCCACCAGCAAUGAGUAAGAGCUCCUGAGGUCCAUGUCCUCCACAAUGUUUGGUGGUGUCAGUAUUUUGUGUUUGGCCAUUCGAAUAGGUGUGUAGUGGGAUCUUGUUUUCCAUAGCCUUUGAAGAUGUGUGCAUUUUUGUACCUUUCUGGUGCUCUUAAGUUCUUCAUUCAGACUCCGUGUUGCCAAGAGGGCUAAUUUUCUUUGAGUCUGAAGUGCCGUAUUUAAUAUAUAUUGUCUUGUAGAUCCUCUGCAGUGACAUUCUGCCUAGGCUUAGCUCUUACGUGGAUCAAAAGGCCCUAAUUCCUCCUCCUCUUUUGAAGUGCAUUUUUACAGGAUAUACGGUUCUAAGUGGACUGUGUUUUUCUCUGGGCGUGUUAAGGUUGUUCUAUUCAUGCUGCUUUCUACUGUUCUGAUGAGGAAUUUUCUCAUUCUUCUGUUUUCCUUACUGUGAAAUCUCUUACCUCUGACUAUAUACAUGAUUUUCUUUUAUUUUUGGACUUUGGCCGUUUGUGAUGCACCUGGGUCUAGUUUUCUAAACUGAGCUACUUCGACCUGAGGGUGGGUGCAUUUUAACAGAUUUUGAAGUCUUGACUGUUAUUUCUGCAGAUAUUUCUGUUUUCUUUUUCUUUCUUAGAGUUCCAUUUCUGAAGGAGUAGUUCUCAAAUUUUUCUGAUGUCCCACUCUGUCUUUUGGGUCUUUGGUACAUGUGCCCUGUCCUGGGUGCUGUCCCACAGUCUCUCCAGUCACUGGUGUCAUGGCCCUGGGUGUCCCACAGUCUCUGCAGUCACUGGUGUCACGGCCUUGGGUGUCCCACAGUCUCUCCAGUCACUGGUGUCACGGCCCUGGGUGUCCCACAGUCUCUGCAGUCACUGGUGUCACGGCCUUGGGUGUCCCACAGUCUCUCCAGUCACUGGUGUCACGGCCCUGGGUGUCCCACAGUCUCUCCAGUCACUGGUGUCACAGCCCUGGGUGUCAUCCCACAGUCUCUGCAGUCACUGGUGUCACGGCCCUGGGUGUCCCACAGUCUCUGCAGUCACUGGUGUCACAGCCCUGGGUGUCCCACAGUCUCUGCAGUCACUGGUGUCACGGCCCUGGGUGUCCCACAGUCUCUCCAGUCACUGGUGUCACAGCCCUGAGUGUCCCACAGUCUCUGCAGUCACUGGUGUCACGGCCCUGGGUGUCCCACAGUCUCUCCAGUCACUGGUGUCACGGCCCUGGGUGUCCCACAGUCUCUCCAGUCACUGGUGUCACGGCCCUGGGUGUUGUCCCAUAGUCUCUGCAGUCACUGGUGUCACGGCCCUGGGUGUUGUCCCACAGUCUCUGCAGUCACUGGUGUCACAGCCCUGGGUGUCCCACAGUCUCUGCAGUCACUGGUGUCACGGCCCUGGGUGUUGUCCCACAGUCUCUGCAGUCACUGGUGUCACGGCCCUGGGUGCUGUCCCACAGUCUCUCCAGUCACUAAUGUUACAACCCUGGGUGUUGCCUCACAGCUCUCUCUCUCUUAUUUUUCUCUCUCUCUGUGCUUCUGUUUGAAUAAUUUCUUUCUUUCUUUUUUUUUUUGGAGACGGAGUCUUGCUCUGUCACCCAGGCUGGAGUGCAGUGGCAUGAUGUCGGCUCACUGCAACCUCCAUCUCCUAGGUUGAAGUGAUUCUCCUGUCCUCUGGGUUCAAGCGAUUCUCCUGCCUCAGCCUUCCCAGUAGCUGGGAUUAUAGGUGUGCGCCACCACACCCGGCUAAUUUUUGUUUUAUUUUUAGUAGACACGGGGUUUCACCAUAUUGGCCAGGCUGGUCUUGAAUUCCUGACCUCGUGAGCCGCCCGCCUCGGCCUCCCAAAGUACUGGGAUUACAGGCAUGAGCCAGUGUGCCCGGCCUCUGAAUAAUUUCUAUCGACAUGUCGUUGAUGCUGCCAAUCCUCUUUUCUGAUAUUCCAGAUUUCUAUUUAGUCUGUUUCACAAAAUUUUUAUUUCCCAUAUUGUAUAUUUUAAUAGGUGCUCUUACGUGUUUUUAAUUUUUCUGCUGAAAUUCUCCAUUUUCUCACCUUGCCCCCAUCUUUUCUUCUGUAAUCUUUAACCUUUUAAUAAUAGUUACUUUAAAUCAUUGUCAUCCUAUUCCUUUGCUUUUUUUUGAGACGAGGUCUCGCUCUAUCGCCCAGGCUGGAGUGCAAUGGUGUGAUCUCCGCUCACAGCAACUGCCACUUCCCAGGUUCAAGUGAUAUUGUCCUGCCUCAGCCUCCCGAGUAGCUGAGAUUACAGGCACCCACCACCGUGCCCGGCUAAUUUUUGUAUUUUUAGUAGAGACGGGGUUUCACCAUGUUGGCCAGGAUGGUCUUGAACUCCUGACCUCAGAUGAUCCACCCGCCUUGGCCUCCCAAAGUGCUGGGAUUACAGGCGUGAGCCACUGCGCCCAGCCCUUUUUUUUCCUUUUUUUUUGAGACGGCGUCUCGCUUUGUUGCCCAGGCUGGAGUGCAGUGGUGUGAUCUCAGUUCACUGCAACCCCUGCCUCCCAGGUUUAAGUGAUUCUCCUGCCUCAGCCUCUGGAGUAGCUGGGAUUACAGGCACACACCACCACGCCCCACACGCCGCCACGCCCGGCUAAUUUUUGUAUUCUUAGUAGAGACGGGCUUUCACCAUGUUGGCCAGGCUGGUCUCAAACUCUUGACCUUGUGAUCUGCCCUCCUCGGCCUCGCAAAGUGCUGGGAUGACAGGCGUGAGCCACUGCGCCCAGCCUGAAAGUUAUACUCUUAAGACCCAGUCCGGGGAUGCCAGGGCCUUCAGAAACAGGAAUCAGGAGUCACCAUCCACAUUAUGAUGUUUCGGUGCUUCUAUUUCUCUGCUGCCCGAACUGACCUUCUUCUCAGGGGCAGUGCCCUUCGUGGCGACUGAGAUGGCACCAGAAGCUCCAGGCACACAACCUUACAUCUGUGCUUUCUGUGGGAAGCCUGUAUCUUGCCCAACUGUUCUAAUAAAACUCCUGGGUAAAAUUUGUUCUUGGGUCUCGUGCCCAUAACUGAAUCAGGAACUGCCGAGCAGAAGGGGUUUCCUGGUUGGCCGGGCCAGGGUACCUUGUUCCCCUUCGGUAGCAGGGCAGGCCCCAUGGAGAAGGAAUAGUAAGAGGGAGGAGCACAUGGGCAGGCCGGGCGCAGCCACCCAGAGGCAUGAGCGUCCCAUUUGUGUGGGGUGAGCACAAAGGUCAGGAGGGCAGUGCGGGAACAACUUCCCUCUUAGGCCAAGAAAUCUGAAACUGGGAAGGCAGUGGGGAGCCUUAGUGUUUUUUUUAGCUGAAGUAGAGUCACGCUUUAGGGAGACUGGAUUUGAUUGGAAUAUCUAAGAUAGGAGCUGGGAGAGACCCUGGGAUGCCAUUGUUGACUAAUAGUGUUCUGUCCUUGUCCAUGGGGUCUUGUGUUUCUGAGGGUGCCCUAGAUGUGGGUAAGACAGUUAAGGAGCAGAGGGGAUACUGUUUUGCCUCAGGAAGGGCUUGCCUGUCUCCUGUCAGCAGCUGGGUUGAUGUGCUGGUCUCGAGGAGCUGGGCUGGCCUGCUCACCGCUUGUGUAGCAUAGCUUUGCCUCUGGGUUAGCUGUGGGGUGGUGGAAUCCUGCCCUUCCUGCAGCCCAGACCCAGGCAGGAGGACCUGGAGGGCCCGCUCUGCCUUGGGGCUCUUCCGGAUUUGUCUGACACCAGGCUCCUGGGACUAAUGAGGCCUCCACCAGACUUGGUCUUGACUAACCUCAGGGGAGCUCAUACCUCUCUAGAACAAACUUACUGUCCUCAGCUUUUCGGCAGCCAUAAAUAAAAGUCAUUUGUGUUAGUUUA
Gorilla gorilla gorilla (western lowland gorilla) is the source of this 5200-nucleotide messenger RNA. RefSeq lists its product as uncharacterized. NCBI's taxonomy places the organism in Eukaryota, Metazoa, Chordata, Mammalia, Primates, Hominidae. The record is from RefSeq and is a predicted model, not a curated record. Gene Ontology annotation, molecular function: protein binding.